GCGACCCACGUACCGAGCCGAACACGAGCCGACUCGCACAUGUGCCAGCCCUGCCGUGGAGUUGUCGAGCUCGUCGUGAAAGGGAAACUCUCUCUACAGCUCACAAAGCUUUCCCCUAAUUCACCUUCCCACCAUUCCCCCCUCUCCAUCGUCUCCUUCCCUUUCGAUCACCACCGGCGUUCACGAGUCACGACCCCCUCCUGCCCCCCCUCCGAAGCUUCGAGAAGAGUCGCGAGAGAAGGGGUAGAGAGAGGGCGAGGUGGUGACCGUGAUCCUGUGAGAUCUCCGCCCUCGGAUCGGAUUGGAUCGGAGAGAGAGAGAGAGAGAGAGGGAGGGAGAGAGAACUAUGCAGAGCCGAGGAUCCGGUCACCGCGCACCGGGUCAGCUCCUCCGCUCCCGGAUCUCCACCGUGAUGCUCGCCAUGUUCGCGACCAUGGCCUCCUUCUACGUCGCCGGCCGGAUGCGCAAAAUAGGGUUUAUCUUAUAAAAGAACUCGAUCGAAGAACAGGGCAGGGACAAUCCGCUAUAUCGGUUGAUGAUACUCUAAAGGUUGUGGCUUGCAGGCACCAACACAAGAAAUUAGUAGCACUUGAGAUGGAGCUUGCCGCGGCAAAGCAUGAAGGGUUUGUUGGAAAGUAUUCGUCCGAGCCUAAUGGGACUCGAACUGAAAAGAGGCUGUUGGCUGUUAUAGGAAUCAUGACUGGUUUUGGGCGAAAGAGCUAUAGGGAUGCAAUUAGAAAGUCAUGGCUUCCGUCAGGUGCAACACUAAAAAAACUGGAAGAGGAAAAGGGCAUUCUAGUGCGUUUCAUCAUAGGAAGAAGUGCAAAUCGAGGAGACAGUUUUGACAGGGAAAUUGAUGAGGAAAAUAAGUAUACCAAGGACUUUAUUAUCCUUGAUAACCAUAUUGAAGCAUCAGAAGAACAUCCAAAGAAGACGAAAAUCUUUUUUGCUCAUGCUGCAGAAACCAUCGAUGCAGAGUUCUAUGCGAAAGUAAAUGACGACCUUUAUGUAAAUACAGAUGCUUUGGGAGCAAUGCUCGCAACUCACUGGGACAAGCCUCGUGUUUAUAUUGGCUGCAUGAAAUCUGGGGAGGUUUUCUCUGAGUCGAGUCAAAAAUGGUAUGAACCAGACUGGUGGAAAUUUGGUGAUGGAAAAUCGUACUUCCGCCAUGCUUCUGGGGAAAUGUUAGUCAUAUCCAGAGCCCUAGCCCAGUUUAUUUCCAUAAACAGAUCUAUUCUUCGAACAUAUGCCCAUGAUGAUGUCAGCGUGGGAUCGUGGAUGAUCGGCCUUGACGUGAAGCAUGUUAAUGAAGGAAAACUAUGCUGCUCACCAUGGUCUUCAGGAGCCAUAUGCGCAGCUUUGUGAUGGCGCGGGUAAAACUUUUUUUAAUCAAGAUAUUUGGGGAACUCAGUUUGGGUGUUCUGAGCUCCAAACGUAUCCAAUUAUAUCCCAGUGCUUGAAGGAUAUCAUGCUCGGACACGCGACCAUAGCUGGGAUAUUUUUGCCGCAUUAUUCGGCUUCCUUGCGAAUGCUCAAGGUUAAUACUAUAGGGCAGUGAUCAAGGAAUUGUUUAUUCCUCAUUGUGUAGAAAACACCUGGUAACUUCAUCAUACAACACAUUUGGAGCUUUUUACUUAUUCUUGUAUUUACCAUUCAUUUUUUUCUUGAGGAACCAAUGUUACUCGGCGAACUUAAAACAGUACAGGUUGUAAAUUCUUUUGCUCGAUUUAUUGGAACUCGAGUUUAUGAAA
This is a messenger RNA of Ananas comosus (pineapple), 1751 nucleotides long. RefSeq names its product hydroxyproline O-galactosyltransferase HPGT1. Gene Ontology annotation, cellular component: Golgi membrane. NCBI's taxonomy places the organism in Eukaryota, Viridiplantae, Streptophyta, Magnoliopsida, Poales, Bromeliaceae. Gene Ontology annotation, molecular function: hexosyltransferase activity. The record is from RefSeq and is a predicted model, not a curated record. Bases 40 to 1365 code for a protein of 441 amino acids. The transcript is spliced from 12 exons.